Messenger RNA from Conger conger (European conger), 2250 nucleotides. Its product is annotated as zinc finger protein Gfi-1b-like. Gene Ontology annotation, molecular function: DNA-binding transcription factor activity, RNA polymerase II-specific; RNA polymerase II cis-regulatory region sequence-specific DNA binding. Gene Ontology annotation, biological process: regulation of transcription by RNA polymerase II. The coding region runs from base 697 to 1662 and encodes 321 amino acids. The record is from RefSeq and is a predicted model, not a curated record. NCBI's taxonomy places the organism in Eukaryota, Metazoa, Chordata, Actinopteri, Anguilliformes, Congridae. The transcript is spliced from 6 exons.
ACACACACACACACGCACACGCCCCGCUGCACUGCUCCCUCCUUCCGUUUCCUCCCUCUCAUCCCCUCAUCUCCGUUCUGUGUCUCACAAGCUCACGUCGUGUCAGGAGGUCUGGAGGGUUCUCCUUUGAGUGCGGGCAACGCGGGGCGGUGGGGUCGUGCGCUGUCCCUCGCCCUCUGAACGGACUGUCCGUCUCACAACGAACAAGGCCGAGGACUGAGACUGCAGUCGACCCGGCAGGGCUUCCCGUGCAGCAGGGGGGAGAGCUGUGGGUGUCUGGCCCAAAGCACCCCCCAGCCCGGGCCGCGUGAAAGAGCUGCAGGCUCUGGACCUUCAGUCAGCCUGCAGAACUGCCAGGAGAGAGCUGGAAGGAACUGCUCUGGCGUGGGCGACGGUCGGCCCAGUCAUCCGGUUAUCCGCGCACCAGGCGCUGCGAGGGGAAUCUCUGUGACGCUCGACACCAUAACUUCGGCCCGACCUUCCUUCACCGGGAACAGUUGUGAUCUUCCAGCUCCAGCAUGUCCGUUGUGCUCACUGAUCUAUCUACUGCCAAGUCAGCGCUCCCGCGGUUCGUCUCUCCCCUCAUCCGUGCCCGGCUCGCACGGUCAUUCCUCCCUCCAGAGACUGUUUCUCCGCUUUCGGCCUCCCUCGACAUAAACGCUCCACAGCGCCCCCUGCCGCCCGUCCUCUCUCCCCAUGCCUCGCUCCUUCCUGGUCAAGAGUAAGAAGGGAGGAUGUCACACCCUGCACUCUGUGGAGGACAGGCGCCUCUCUCGAUCAGAACUGUAUGCCAACGUGCAGUUCGAGGUGCAAUCAGAAAGGACUUCAAUACCCAGAAUCCCCUCUUCCAAUGGAUACCCAUUAGAGACAGGGGGGGACAACCCAACACCUUCCAACCUCACACCGAUGCUUCCUGUUGCUCCUUUGACUGCAGGCCAGCCUAGGCAAGAUAUGGACCCUCAUCUGGCUGUGUGGUGCCAGCCCCCUCAGAACUCCAGGGUUCCUACAAAAGAGCGGGAGCUGGAGAGGCUAAUGAGCAUGUUACCACACCCCAAUGAGGGGACCUGGGGGCAAAAUGGGGGAGCAGAGGAGCUGAUCUGUACACAACACAACAGCCUCAAAUUAGUCCUCAACCCCUGUCCUCUGUGUACGAAGAUGUUCUCCUCCGCCUCUGGUCUGGAGACUCACCUACAGAGGUCACAUUUCAGUUGGCUCACUCUCCAGAAUAUGCCUGCAUACGCCAAGGCCAAUGACCAGCCAUAUGUCUUCGGGCCUGACCUGAGCCAACGCAGCAGGACCAAGGAGAGGAGUUUCAGCUGUAAGGAGUGCGGAAAGGUGUUCAAGCGCUCAUCCACCCUGUCCACUCACCUGCUGAUCCACUCGGACACGCGGCCCUACCCCUGCCAGUACUGCGGCAAGAGGUUCCACCAGAAGUCCGACAUGAAGAAGCACACCUUCACACAUACAGGUGAGAAGCCCCACGUGUGCCAGGUGUGCGGGAAGGCCUUCAGCCAGAGCUCCAACCUCAUCACUCACAGCCGCAAGCACAGCGGCCACCAGCCCUUCACCUGCUCCCGCUGCCACGGGGGCUUCCAGCGCAAGGUGGACCUGCGGAGGCACCAGGAGCUGCACUGCAGCUACAGCACUGUGUGCGGCUACUGAGCGGACGCCAUUACAGUAUUCACGCCCGACUGCACCCGGAGCAGCAGGUACAGACACAACCUGAGCAGAAGCCUCAUUAUCGUGUUUGUUUUCCACACACAGGAGUCUGAUGUUCUCAAUGCAUAGAUGUGUCGUACUUUCAGACCUACGCUGGAUGAAGGUGCCGUACAUUUGUCUGGACUUCGGCCGCGCCCUAGGACAUUCUCUGUCACAAAAAAUAUGCCUGCUGAAUUCAGCCCUGAAAGAGAUAUUUCUACAAUAUUUUUCUGUAAUAUAACAAGUAAAUUUUUUCUUUAAAAAAAUAAAUAAAUGUGAAUUCAGUAAAAUGUUCAUGCCAUUUCUUUGCUAGAACUUUGUAGUAAGCAUUUGUAUUUAUUUCUCGUUUUGUGUUUUUGUUUUUACAACCGGUCAUAUGUCUGGGUCUACUGAGGACGAUUGAAAUGAUGCAGAUCUGUACAGUGUGUUAUUAUAAUUAUCAGAUUUUCAAUAAAUGUGACACAUAAAUACAGGCCUGGAAGAGCAGAUGUAUUAUUUGUCAUUAUGAUUGAUUUGCCAUAUACAGUUACUUCAAAUAAAAGGCUGCCUCAU